Parnassius apollo (apollo) is the source of this 537-nucleotide messenger RNA. The record is from the annotation of a GenBank genome assembly. Lineage: Eukaryota; Metazoa; Arthropoda; Insecta; Lepidoptera; Papilionidae.
AUGCAUCGUCUUUUUGCUGAGCUGGAGCCAUCUUUAACCGUCACAGAGCAAAACCUGGCAGACCGAGUUCGGUAUAUCUUGCGCUCAAAUAUAUUUGAUGUCGCCGAACUCGAACGGCUACGACGUGAGGCUGUUCCCUCGUCGGAUGAGAAUGCUACGGCUGAGGAUGCGGCGCCACAAAUGGUAGAGCAACCCGCAAACGUGGAUGCCGCCGUGAAUACCCCAGUUGUGGUUGAUUCAAACGAUGAUGGAACAGUCGCCCAGGAACUGGAAUUAGAGCAUAUGAGGAGUACAUUGGAAGAGGCGAUUGUGGAAACGCGCAGUACGCCUCUCGAAAAUCGACCGCGACUUCCCCCGCAUAGCCCUAAGCAAGCGGAAUCGGGCUGUCGUGAGGGCUCUGAACCCAAUGCUGGUGACCUAUUUGGAAGCCAGCCGGGACCUUUGCGAGACGGACUCAAUUCUUUUUGGCGCCGCGCUGGCAGUCUGCCGUAUCAUAGGCGCCAAGGUUUCCACGGCUGGACGCGCUACUGGCCAUAG